AUGGGUAUCGCCAAGAAGACUCGCAAACCCGCUAACCAAAAGCCUUGUACGGCGAAACAGGUCAAGCGCACGAUCAGCCAGCGAGACCAGCGCGUCAAGCAGCCCCUGAAUGGCAAGAAGGAAGAGAAGAAACCCCAACAGGGCGAGGAGCUCACCCGGCACAUCCCCGCCGCGCCCUCGAACAUGUUCUUCGCCGCGAACACCGCCCUGGGACCCCCCUACACCGUGCUCGUGGAUACCAACUUUGUCUCGCAUACGAUCCGCGCGAAAUUGGAUAUGCUACCGGCGAUGAUGGACCUGUUAUACGCAAAGUGCAUCCCGACAUUUACAGAUUGCACAAUUGCCGAACUCGAAAAGCUGGGCCCGAAGUUCCGUCUUGCGCUGAGAGUCGCCAAGGAUCCGAGAUGGUCGAGAUUGCACUGCGACCACGCCGGUACCUAUGCAGAUGACUGCAUCGUGGACAGGAUCAUGAAGCACCGCAUCUACACCGUUGCCACGAACGAUCAGGAUCUCGUACGACGUAUCCGGAAGAUCCCCGGUGUACCGAUCAUGAAGGUCGCGCGGGGCAAGUACGUGAUUGAGCGCUUGCCCGACAGCUUUGACUGA
This is a messenger RNA of Aspergillus clavatus NRRL 1, 606 nucleotides long. Its product is annotated as rRNA-processing FCF1 family protein. The record is from RefSeq and is a predicted model, not a curated record. Gene Ontology annotation, cellular component: small-subunit processome; nucleolus. The coding region runs from base 1 to 606 and encodes 201 amino acids. NCBI's taxonomy places the organism in Eukaryota, Fungi, Ascomycota, Eurotiomycetes, Eurotiales, Aspergillaceae. The transcript has 4 exons.